AUGGCAUUGGUCGAUGCUCUCCCCACCCUGCUCGACUCCCGGCGAAGCAGUCCUUUGGAUGACGAGAAGGGCACCACUGAAAAAGGCCAGAGAAGUUCAGUGGAAGUUGCCAGGUCUCUCGAAGACGCCGACUUCGACGAUCUCAGAAUAAUCGACAUAGACGAGAAUGGGAAGGAGAAGCCGAUCGUCACGGAUAUGGACGUGGCGACGCGACUAAUCUCGCUCGAGGAUGACCCAGCACUCCCGGUCUUUACGCUCCGCAUGUGGUUCCUUGGCUUGGGUCUCUCCUGUUUCGGCGCCGUGCUUGGACAGAUCUUUUACUUCAGGCCUCAGACCGUCUUUGUCAGCCAACUAUUCAUCCAGAUCAUCGCCUACAUUCUUGGCGUUAUAAUGGAGGAGAUCGUCCCCGGGCCUGGUAACAUUCGCCCCAAACUCCGGACGAAGGACACUGCUUUCUGGAGGUUCUGCAAUCCGGGCCCUUUCAAUCUCAAAGAGCAUGUUGCUGUCACUAUCUUCGCCUCAACCGCAGCGGAUUCUGCACUAGCCAUUAGUAUCUUCGCUGCAGAUGAUCUGUUUUACCGAAUUCAGCCGAAUGCGGGUGUGGGCAUAUUUACUUUAAUUGGGAGUCAGUUACUGGGGUACGGCCUUGGUGGGGUCAUGCGCUCGUUUCUCGUCUAUCCGACCUAUAUGGUCUUCCCCAACUUGAUUCCUACCGUUCAGCUAUUCGAUGCGCUCCACAGAGGGAAGAAGUUGUUCCUUCAGAAGAAGCGUGUUCAAUUUUUCUGGAGUGUCUUUAUCGGGAUCUUUGUCUGGGAAUGGUUCCCAGAAUAUAUCGCGCCAACACUCACUGGUAUCAGUAUUUUCUGCCUUGCGAACCAAGACAGCGCAUGGUUCACUCGUAUCUUUGGUGGCGCUGCUGGUAACGAAGGCCUGGGAAUGUUCGCUUUUUGUUUAGAUUGGAACUAUGUUGGCUCAGGCGGGGGUUCUAUGGGUGCUCUGUUCACCCCGCUGUCAACUCAGCUUUCACUGUACUUCGGUACAGCUAUUUGCAUUAUUGCCUUCUGUGCCUGCUACGCAAACAACGUAUGGAAUGGACAAAGCUAUCCUUUCCUAUCACAGCAGCUCUUCUUCCCCAAUGGCUCCCAAUUCAACCAGCUCGCUAUUCUGAAUGAUCAAUUCGUACUUGAUCGUGCAAAGUUGGAUGAAGUAGGUCUCCCAUGGUUCGCCAGUUCCCAAGUCCUCACAAAAAUCGGUUCCAACCUUGCAAUUGGUGCGACUAUCACUCACGUCGUUCUUUGGUACGGAAAGGAUAUCAUUAAGGUUAUCAAGAACUAUAGAGACGGUGACAACGCUGAUCCUCACUACGAGAAGAUGAAGAUGUACAGUGAAGUGCCUAUGUGGUGGUACCUCGUAGUAUUCCUUGGUAGCUUCGCUAUGGCUAUGGCUACCAUGUACACCGGUCACUCAGGUCUCCCAUGGUGGGGAUUGAUUGUUGGUAUCAUCAUUUCCGCCGCCUUCCUUCCAUUCGUCCUCACCGUUUAUGCAAUCACCGGAUUCUCUCCGGACAUUCAGAAUCUCGUGCAGAUGCUUGGAGCGGCUAUGAUCCCCGGCAAUCCCCAAGCUAACAUGUAUUUCACUCUCUACGGUUAUAACACCCUCGAACAAGCCCGUGGCCUCACUCGGGAUCUGAAGAUGGGGCAAUAUACGAAGCUUCCUCCUCGUGCGACCUUCACCGUUCAGUGUCUUGGCUCUGUAGUUGGCGGUCUCUUGAACUACGUCAUCAUGAAAUCUAUCAUAUCAUCCCGCCGAGAGAUCCUACUCGACGUCCAGGGUUCCAACGUUUGGUCCGGUCAACAGGUUCAGUCGUUUAAUUCGGAUGCCAUUUCUUGGGGUGCCCUUGGCGCUGAGCUGUACGCCCCUGGUGGUCGCUACUGGAUGGUUCCAUUCGCCGUACUCAUGGGACUCGCUGUUCCCAUCCCAUUCUGGGUUGUCCACAAGUUCUUCCCCAAGCUCAAUGCAGACAAAGUCGUCACACCAAUUCUAUGCUGGACACUCGGAUACCUCAGUGUAGGAAUCAACUCGUCGGUCUUUACGACGUUCUGCCUCGCUGUCUUCUCGCAAUAUUAUCUCCGCCGAUACCAUCCUGGUUGGUUCCGCAAGUACAACUUCCUGAUGUCUGCUGCCCUGGAUGGUGGAACGCAAGUCAUGGUCUUUGUCUAUACCUUUGCAGUCGGAGGCGGAAGUGGCAACGUUGUAGAUUUCCCGAGAUGGGCUCUGAAUCCUGCAGGGAACCCUGAUUACUGUCUUCGACUCACGUAG
Pleurotus ostreatus (oyster mushroom) is the source of this 2319-nucleotide messenger RNA. RefSeq lists its product as uncharacterized. The record is from RefSeq and is a predicted model, not a curated record. Gene Ontology annotation, molecular function: oligopeptide transmembrane transporter activity. Gene Ontology annotation, biological process: transmembrane transport. NCBI's taxonomy places the organism in Eukaryota, Fungi, Basidiomycota, Agaricomycetes, Agaricales, Pleurotaceae. The coding region runs from base 1 to 2319 and encodes 772 amino acids. The transcript has 18 exons.